UUGGUGCUGAAGAAGAGACUUGUGGAGCUGCGCAAUCAGAGCGAAAGAGCUGCUCGGGCAAUGAACACUGUGAAAACAAACCAAAGCCAAGCUGCUGAGGCAGCUUCCAGAAAGAAAGAUUUGAUCAGAAGUGAGUUUUUAGAAAUUAAAGCUUUAGUUGAAGAAAGAGAAAAUCAGACCUUGAAAGUAAUUGCAGAUGAAGAAAAAAGAGUUCACAAUAAGUUUGAUUAUGUUUACGGUGUUCUGGGAAGUAAGAAGAAUGAAAUUCAGUCUCUCAGAGAUCAGAUUGAGAUGGCACUGACUGAAGAUGAUGACGUUUUGUUUUUGAAGAGGGCAGUAGCGCUGCAACAAACAUCAACAAAAGACGCUUUUGUUCCUGUAAUUGAAAUGGACCAAAACUUGAUACAUUCCACUUACCAGUCUGCCGUUAACCUUAAAGACACUGUGAAACUUUCAGUGACUCAGUAUAGGGAAAAAAAAGCGGAAGCACCAACCACGGGAGCAGUAACUGCUGCAGCUGGCAUGUCAACUAAAGAGCUUAUUGACAGCUUUCUGAAGAAAUCCAGAGAGGAGCUUUUGCAGUAUGCUGCUGACAUCACGCUGGAUUACAACACAGCUCAUAACAAAGUGAUUCUGUCUGAGAAAUAUACCAGGAUGUCUGUCUCAGACAUUCCCCUGAAUUAUAACCACCACCCUCAGCGCUUCACCGAUUGUUCCCAAGUGCUGGGUUUCCAGUGCUUCAAGAGAGGCGUCCACUACUGGGAGGUGGAACUGCAACAGAACAACUUCUGUGCCAUUGGCAUCUGCUACGGCAGCAUGGACCGGCAUGGACCAGAGAGCCGCCUGGGGAGGAACAGCAGUUCCUGGUGUAUUGAGUGGUUUAAUUCCAAAAUAUCAUCCUGGCAUAAUGAUGUUGAAAAGUGCUUACCUAACGUGAAGGCUACCAAGAUUGGUGUGCUGCUCCACUGUGAGGGAGGGUUUGUGAUUUUCAUGGCUGUUGGGGAGAAGCAUAACAUCAUCUAUAAAUUCAAAACUCAGUUUACUGAAGCCUUGUACCCUGCCUUCUGGUUAUUUUCCAGUGGCACUGUUCUCUCUCUGUGCCAACUGAAACACUAA
Cariama cristata (Red-legged seriema) is the source of this 1116-nucleotide messenger RNA. RefSeq names its product tripartite motif containing 25 (gene TRIM25). The annotation marks the transcript as partial. The transcript is spliced from 5 exons. The record is from RefSeq and is a predicted model, not a curated record. Lineage: Eukaryota; Metazoa; Chordata; Aves; Cariamiformes; Cariamidae. Gene Ontology annotation, molecular function: protein binding.